This is a messenger RNA of Nakaseomyces glabratus, 897 nucleotides long. It is a transcript of the gene CDC28, whose product is annotated as cyclin-dependent serine/threonine-protein kinase CDC28. Lineage: Eukaryota; Fungi; Ascomycota; Saccharomycetes; Saccharomycetales; Saccharomycetaceae. Gene Ontology annotation, molecular function: cyclin binding; ATP binding; cyclin-dependent protein serine/threonine kinase activity. Gene Ontology annotation, biological process: G1/S transition of mitotic cell cycle; regulation of gene expression; regulation of G2/M transition of mitotic cell cycle. The record is from RefSeq and is a predicted model, not a curated record. Gene Ontology annotation, cellular component: cyclin-dependent protein kinase holoenzyme complex; nucleus; cytoplasm.
AUGAGCAGCGAAUUGGCUAACUAUAAGAGGCUGGAGAAGGUCGGAGAAGGUACAUAUGGUGUUGUCUACAAGGCACUCGAUUUGAGACCUGGGAAGGGUCAAAGGGUGGUUGCGCUAAAGAAGAUCAGAUUAGAGAGUGAGGAUGAAGGUGUUCCGAGUACUGCUAUUCGGGAGAUCUCGCUGUUGAAGGAGUUGAAGGACGACAAUAUCGUCAGGUUAUAUGAUAUUGUGCACAGCGAUGCGCAUAAGUUGUACUUAGUUCUUGAGUUUCUGGACUUGGAUUUGAAGAGGUACAUGGAGAGCAUACCUAAGGACCAACCACUGGGAGUCAAUAUAAUCAAGAAGUUCAUGGUGCAGCUCUGUAAAGGUAUUGCGUAUUGCCAUGCGCACCGUAUCCUGCACCGUGAUUUAAAGCCCCAGAACCUGCUGAUCGACAAAGAAGGUAACCUGAAGCUUGGUGAUUUCGGUUUAGCGCGGGCCUUUGGUGUUCCAUUGAGAGCGUACACACACGAGAUUGUUACUUUGUGGUACCGUGCCCCCGAGGUCUUGCUUGGAGGCAAGCAGUACAGUACGGGUGUCGACACCUGGUCCAUUGGGUGUAUAUUUGCUGAGAUGUGCAACCGGAAGCCUAUAUUCAGUGGUGACAGUGAGAUCGACCAGAUCUUCAAGAUAUUCAGGAUACUGGGCACACCGUCCGAGGCAGUGUGGCCGGACAUCGUCUACUUGCCAGACUUCAAGCCCAGCUUCCCGCAAUGGAGGCGCAAGGACCUGGCCGAGGUGGUACCAUCGCUAGACCCCCACGGUAUAGACCUGCUGGACAAGCUGCUUGCAUACGACCCAAUCAACCGUAUCAGCGCAAGAAGAGCGGCCAACCACCCAUACUUUCACGAGCAGUAA